GUUUCCUCAUGCCGCCUGAACGAGCCAAUGUCCCGGUGAAGCUGUCCCUGCCUCUGCAAUACCAGCAGGACAUCUUCACCGAACUGCGCGCGGAGGAUGAAUUGGUGGUUCUUGCUCGAGGCCUCGGCCUCCUCCGACUAGUGACUAAUUUACUUCACUUCUACGAUGCGGCCGGAAACAACCUUGUAUUGGUCGUUGGUGCUGACGAUCGAGAGAAUGAGUGGAUUGGAGAGGCGCUUGCGGAACACUAUGCAAUCAGUAAAACGCCUCUGGCUAGGGGUCUUAAGGUGAUCAACACUGAUAGAGCUACGGUUUCGAUGAGAGAGAAGCUAUAUGCCGCGGGUGGUAUUCUGAGUGUGACAUCCAGAAUACUAGUGGUGGACUUUCUGUCCAAGCUCCUCGACCCUUCGAAAGUGACGGGCAUGGUUGUGCUCCAUGCCGACAAAAUUCUUGCAACUUCCCUCGAAGCUUUUAUCCUUCGUGUAUAUAGAGAAGCAAACAAGACCGGAUUCCUCAAAGCGUUCUCGGACUCCCCCGAGCCGUUCACAACAGGGUUUGCUCCAUUGGCCACCUCCAUGCGGAAUCUCUUUCUUCGCAAAGCAUCGCUAUGGCCGCGCUUUCAUGUCACCGUUGCAGAGUCGUUGGAAGGCCAUAGAAAAGCCGAGGUGAUCGAGCUUGAGGUACCGAUGAGUGACAAGAUGCGGGACAUACAAAAUGCGGUCCUUGAGUGUGUGGAAAUAUGCAUUGGAGAGCUAAAGAAGGCGAAUACAGGGCUUGAUAUCGCAGACUGGACUCUGGACAGUGCUUUGCAUCGAAGCUUUGACAUUGCCAUUAGGCGCCAGCUUGACCCGAUGUGGCAUCGGGUGAGCUUCAGAACCAGGCAAAUUGUCAGCGACUUGUCGGAUCUGCGUUCUAUUCUCCAUGCCCUGCUUACCUAUGAUGCCGUUUCGUUUCUCAAAUUUCUCGACCUCAUUGUGACCGCCCAUACUCCGCCUCCCGGCUCUACAAGGCACAAUUACUCCCCCUGGCUCUUCCUUGACGCAGCUGAUGUGUUAUUUCAAACGGCUAAGGCGAGAGUAUAUCAAGGCAAAAUAAGCAAUGAGGUGGCUCGCUCAUCAUUGACUUCGUUUCCUACUACCCUGCAACCGGUUCUAGAAGAACAACCGAAGUGGGAGGUCCUGGCAGAAGUGCUUGAGGAGAUUGAGACCGAUGCAUAUCUGAACCCCUCAAAUGUUGACGAAUCAAACAGCACCGUGUUGAUUAUGUGCAGCGACCAGAGAACCUGCCGUCAGCUUCGUGAAUAUCUUGCAACAAUGCAUGCUCAUGUCGGGGACAGGAAGCGGGAGAGCUCUGACCCCGGUAAUGCUGUGGGUGAAAAGAAAGGCUCGGCUGAAGUUAUGAUGCGCCGAAGGCUACGAGAAUACCUAGACUGGAAGGCCUCUUUAUCCAAAGUCAGCAAGAAUCUUUCCUCUAAACCACCCAACGAAGACUCCAAUGGCGCAACGAGCACGCCUGCACCGGGAACUGUGAAUCCCAGAGCACCCGCGAACAAAAGACGUCGCGUUCGUGGUGGAGGUGCAGCAGCAGGCCCCGGACGAGCGCCCAACGCCGGCAUUCAAGUGGAGAUGGAACCCUCGGGCCAAGUCACGGCACUCCUAGAUGAAAUAAAGCCCACAGAAGUCGAGGAAACCCAGAAGGAAGAGAUAGUUGUGGAGGACUUGGACGACAUGGAUGACUAUUACGAACUAUAUGAUAUGAACGAUUUGAUUAUGAUGCACCCUUACGAUGGCGACAUGGACGAGCACAUCCUCGAGGAGGUUCGUCCACGGUACAUCAUCAUGUACGAACCAGACCCUGCAUUCAUCCGACGAGUCGAAGUCUACCGGAGCUCUCAUGUGGGCAGAAAUGUGCGCGUGUAUUUUGUCUACUAUGGAGGUUCAGUGGAAGAGCAGCGGUACUUGAGUACUGUACGACGGGAGAAGGACUCGUUCACGAAGCUGAUCAAGGAGAAGGGCAGUAUGGCCGUGACUAUCGUCCAUGAUAAAAGCCUAGAGGACCCCCAGGAGCAGUUCCUCCGGACCGUGAACACCCGCAUUGCAGGAGGCGGCCGACUCGCCGCAACGGCCUCACCACCCCGGGUCGUGGUCGACGUCCGGGAGUUCCGAAGCGCGCUCCCGUCCCUCCUGCACGGAAACAACAUGAUCGUGAUCCCCUGCCAGCUGACCGUUGGCGACUACAUCCUGACGCCGGACAUCUGCGUCGAGCGCAAGUCCAUCCGCGAUCUGAUCACCUCCCUGCGUAACGGCCGCCUCUACAACCAGGCGGAGACGAUGCUCCAGCACUACAAGAACCCCUUCCUGCUGAUCGAGUUCGACCAGAAUAAGUCCUUCACCUUCGACGCCUUCGCGUCCGCGACCACGCCCGGGACCUCCUUCAUGACGGACUUCGGCUUUUCGUCCUCCGGGACCAGCACCCUCUCCGCGAACAGCUCCCUGGUCAACCCUUCCAGCCCCAAGUCGGCGCAGCAUCUGCUCGUCCUCCUCACCCUGACCUUCCCCAAGCUGAGAAUCAUCUGGUCCUCCUCCCCCUACCAGACCGCCGAGAUCUUCGCCGAGCUGAAGAAGAACAACCCGGAGCCGGACCCGAUCCGCGCCGUGCAGAUCGGCCUCGACGUGGAUAUCGCCUCGUCGUCCCACACGACCGGGGACAUCAUGGCCGCGGCGGGCAUCGAGCACCGGACCUUCAAUCUCCUGCCUCAGGACAUGCUCCGAGCCGUGCCCGGGGUGAGCCCCAAUGUUCUCGAGCGGCUCAUCCUGGAAACGGAGAACAUCCACGAGGUUGCGAAUAUGAGCGUGGAGCAGCUGGAUCCGCUCGUGGGGAUCGAGGCUGCACGCAAGAUCGUCGGUUUCUUCCGGAAGAGCGUGUUUGAUGAUUAGUUCAAGACGCCCGCAGUACCAGGAUGUACAUCAUGAGUCUUUUGCAUCAGCCGCAUUUUUUGUAAAUAAAGCGGUAUGAAAGGGA
Molecule: messenger RNA, 3021 nt
Organism: Aspergillus brunneoviolaceus CBS 621.78
Lineage: Eukaryota; Fungi; Ascomycota; Eurotiomycetes; Eurotiales; Aspergillaceae
Product: ssDNA endodeoxyribonuclease RAD1
Exons: 8
Coding region: 9-2936 (975 amino acids)
Biological process (GO): double-strand break repair via homologous recombination; nucleotide-excision repair involved in interstrand cross-link repair; double-strand break repair via single-strand annealing, removal of nonhomologous ends
Cellular component (GO): nucleotide-excision repair factor 1 complex
Molecular function (GO): single-stranded DNA binding; damaged DNA binding; single-stranded DNA endonuclease activity
Source: RefSeq, a predicted model, not a curated record